This is a messenger RNA of Nicotiana attenuata, 2114 nucleotides long. Its product is annotated as protein NRT1/ PTR FAMILY 6.4-like. Bases 126 to 1898 code for a protein of 590 amino acids. Gene Ontology annotation, biological process: transmembrane transport; response to nitrate. The transcript is spliced from 5 exons. The record is from RefSeq and is a predicted model, not a curated record. Gene Ontology annotation, cellular component: membrane. NCBI's taxonomy places the organism in Eukaryota, Viridiplantae, Streptophyta, Magnoliopsida, Solanales, Solanaceae. Gene Ontology annotation, molecular function: nitrate transmembrane transporter activity.
UCAUCUUUAUCUUUUCUUUAAAAUAUAUUAUCAAGAAUCCAAAUAUAAUAUCCUCCCCCCUCAUUCAUAAACCUCACUUUCUAUUCCCAUUUCCCCUCCUUUUCUGUUAAGGCCCUCUUACAGCAAUGGUUUUGGUUGAUAACCAUGCUGCCAAAGAUGGUGCAGAAGAUGGAACUCUAGUUGAUUUUCGAGGAAAUCCGGUUGAUAAGUCUCGAACAGGGGGAUGGCUAGCUGCUGGACUCAUUCUAGGAACGGAGUUAUCAGAAAGGAUAUGUGUCAUGGGGAUAUCGAUGAAUUUAGUUACAUACUUGGUUGGAGACUUGCAUCUUCCAGCCUCCAAAUCUGCCAACAUUGUCACCAACUUCAUGGGCACACUUAAUCUUCUUGGUCUUCUAGGUGGUUUCCUUGCAGAUGCUAAACUUGGCCGCUAUUUGACUGUUGCAAUCUUUGCUUCAAUUGCUGCUUUGGGGGUAACACUUUUGACACUGGCGACGUCAAGUCGAAGCAUGAAGCCCCCUGAAUGUGACUCAAGAAAGGGUCACUGCAUUGCAGCCAGCAGCCAACAACUUGCUCUACUCUAUGCAGCACUAUACACCCUAGCUCUUGGUGGCGGUGGAAUCAAGUCAAACGUUUCUGGGUUUGGGUCGGACCAAUUUGACCCAUCAGAUCCUAAGGAAAACAAAUCCAUGAUAUACUUCUUCAACAGGUUCUAUUUCUGCAUAAGCCUGGGUUCUUUGUUUGCAGUGACUGUAUUGGUGUAUUUACAAGACAAUGUAGGAAGAGGAUGGGGAUACGGGAUAUCAGCAGGCACGAUGGUCCUGGGCGUGGCUGUAUUGAUUGGUGGAACGACAUUUUAUAGAUUCAAGAAGCCUCAAGGAAGUCCUUUGACUAUCAUAUGGAGAGUUUUGUUCUUGGCUUGGAGGAAGAGAAAGCUUUCGUACCCUUCUGAUCCUGCAUUCUUGAAUGAAUAUCACAAUGCAAAAGUACCACAUACACAUAUGCUCAGGUGUCUUGACAAGGCAGCCAUUAUUGAUGACAGUGCCACGGAAAAUGAAAAUAGCAAAAACCGUUGGAUAGUUUCAACAGUUACAGAAGUUGAAGAAGUGAAAAUGGUGCUUAAACUGAUUCCCAUAUGGUCUACAUGCAUACUUUUUUGGACAGUAUACUCUCAGAUGAAUACCUUCACCAUUGAACAAGCUACUUUCAUGAACCGGAAUGUCGGCAACUUUGCCAUCCCUGCAGGCUCCUUUUCCUUCUUUCUCUUUAUUAGCAUACUUCUCUUUACUUCCGCAAAUGAAAGGGUCACUGUACGUAUUGCCAGAAGAAUCACUCACAACGUCCAAGGACUCACAAGUCUUCAGAGAGUUGGAAUUGGACUAUUACUCUCCGUUGCUGGUAUGGUAGCUUCAGCUUUGGUAGAACGACUAAGGAGGGACCGUGCCAUCCACGACAACUUCAAAAUAAGAGCUUUUUGGUUAGUCCCUCAAUUCUUCAUUGUAGGUGCCGGGGAAGCUUUUGCCUAUGUAGGUCAGCUUGAAUUUUUCAUUAGGGAGGCACCAGAAGGGAUGAAAUCUAUGAGCACAGGCCUAUUUCUCAGCACACUCUCGAUGGGAUAUUUUGUGAGUAGCUUGCUAGUGUCCCUUGUAACAAAAGUAACAAAAAGAAGCUGGCUUAAAAGCAAUUUAAACAAAGGAAAGCUGGACCUCUUCUACUGGCUGUUGGCAGUGCUUGGAUUAAUUAAUUUCUUGGUUUUUAUUGUAUUUUCAAUGAGACACCAAUACAAGGUACAGCAUCUUAGCAGUCUUGAGGAUUCCAAAGAAGAGCUCAAGGAUUGGAAGGAUUUGACCCUCAGCAACAAGGAAAAGAAACUCGGAGCAGAGGAGAAGGAGGAAGCUUAAAUACUCUGUUAAGAUAUUUUCCAUACAAGUUCUUUUAUAGUCAAAUACAGCUAAGUAUUUCAUUAAGAUGGUGUACCAUGUCGUAUAAGCUUUCAACACAUCAUUCAUUUCCAGAGUUUGUAUUAUAGGACCAUAUUGAUUUCUCAUAGACAUCAAUACUAAUUUGCCAAAUGUAUUAAGCUUCCGUUUCAGUUAAAACAUCUGUUUUUCCUGAUA